Molecule: messenger RNA, 3417 nt
Organism: Diachasma alloeum
Lineage: Eukaryota; Metazoa; Arthropoda; Insecta; Hymenoptera; Braconidae
Gene: Su(var)3-9
Product: histone-lysine N-methyltransferase Su(var)3-9
Exons: 10
Biological process (GO): positive regulation of translational fidelity; formation of translation preinitiation complex
Cellular component (GO): nucleus; cytosol; eukaryotic translation initiation factor 2 complex
Molecular function (GO): GTPase activity; protein binding; zinc ion binding
Source: RefSeq, a predicted model, not a curated record
AACUCGCGUCUGUUUCAUUUCCCACGCCGCGCGUCGCCAGUUCCCCCCGCUGCUGGUGAUCAUAUUAUCCACCAGCUUUUCCUCCGGCUAAUGGAAUAUAAAAAAUAUCACGGCUUUUCCACUAGCUGAGACUCCCGGCCGCGUGUAUAAGUUUCCAAGUUGACAGGAUUUAACCAUCUACGGAAUUACUAUCAAUCAUAAUGGGCGGUGAAGAGGGUAUUGGAGUAACGACUGGCCAGCCGAACCUCUACAAGCAAGAUUUGUCCAAACUCGACGUUACCAAAUUGACUGCUCUGUCCCCUGAAGUGAUCAGCAGACAAGCAACCAUCAACAUUGGAACAAUUGGUCACGUGGCUCACGGGAAGUCGACGAUAGUGAAAGCGAUUUCCGGUGUCCAAACUGUGCGAUUCAAGAACGAGCUUGAGAGAAAUAUCACAAUUAAACUUGAAGCUCGUGCGACGGAGUCAACCACCGGAGAACUGGCUGAACUACCAGGUGAUACUAGUGAAAUGCCAAUAUCAAGUGAUAAACGUGCUAGAGCAUCGACAGGACAGUCUCCACCACCGACAAAGCGGGUGAGACGUAGCUCGAGCGAUGAUAAAAACAGCGAAGACUCAGCCUUUCACGAAACAAUGAUUGACGAUGAUAAUUCCUCGAUCCAACCGAAAGACAUUUCACUGAAAGAUGAGGACCGUGAGAUAUACAAAAAAUAUGGUUUGAAGACACUGAGUAUAAAACUCAACGAUAUAUACAAAACCGGAUACAUUUUACCGAUAACUCCCGAACUCUACGAAGUAGAAAGAAUACUAGAUAAAAAAAUCAAGGAAGGAGAGGUUUUAUACUACAUAAAAUGGAAGAGCUGGAGCUCGGAUAACAACACCUGGGAGCCAGCGAAGAAUCUGAUAGAUUGUCCAGAAUUAUUAGAGCAAUUUGAGACUGACAGAACGAAUCUUCUAGAAAAGUUCAAAGCAACCGAAAAUUUUUACCCCGAUGUGGCGGCCUUAGAGGCCCACAUGAAGGAGUUAAAACGCUUGAAGAAAUCUAUCGACGACAUAGAAGUAGAGGAGACGACUCUAUACAGAAACCUUCGCACUCACUUUAAGCCCAACGCUGAGACAAAUUUCAAAUUGAUCGAAAGGAUUAAAACAGGAAUAAUCCAUUCGAUGUACUGCUCCUCGAGGAGAGAUCAGUUGGAUUCGUUGCAGGGAUGGGAGACCGAGAUCAACACCAUCACCAAAGGGAAACCUGUGGUGACAGUGGAGAAUUUUGUGGACUUAGAAGUGACUCCUCAAGACUUUUAUUACAUUGACGACUAUCUCCCAGGUGCUGGUGUCACUAUCCCAGAUGAACCUCCCAUUGGCUGUGAGUGUGAAAAAUGUGAUGCCAAGGCGAAAUGCUGUUUUGCUCAAUAUGAAGGAGGAUUUCCUUAUACCACUGGCUGUCGUGUUCGUGUCCCUCCAGGCACACCAAUCUACGAAUGCAAUAAACGUUGCACAUGCCCACCAGAUUGUAAGAACAGGGUUGUACAGCGAGGUUCUAUGGUGAAUUUAUGCAUCUUUAGGACUGCUAAUGGACGAGGGUGGGGGGUUAAAACCAAGAAGUUGAUUAAGAAGGGGACUUUUAUCACUGCCUAUGUGGGGGAAGUCAUUACGAAUGAGGAGGCCGAGAAAAGGGGAAAGGAGUAUGAUGCAGCUGGACGAACGUAUCUUUUCGAUCUCGAUUUUAAUGAGGUUGAGGAACAGUGCCCUUACACUGUCGACGCUGCCUUGUAUGGGAAUAUAUCGCAUUUUAUUAAUCAUUCUUGUGAACCUAAUUCGGCGGUUUAUGGGGUCUGGAUUGAUUGUUUAGAUCCUAAUUUACCCAAACUUGCACUCUUUGCUACGAAGGAUAUUCAUAAGGAUGAGGAGAUCACUUUUGAUUAUAUGUGUCAAACUUCAAAGGGAUUUGAGAAAAAGAAGAUGACAACCAUGGGCCAAUUGAAUGCUUCUAGUGAGGCGAGAUUGGCGGGGGAUAAAGAUGAAGGGGCUGGGAAAUUGCCUGAGAACAAGACCAAGUGCAAAUGCGGGGCUAAAGGGUGAUAUGCCAAUGCUAAAAUUUACAAGUGCGAUAAUGAGAAGUGCCCGAGACCCGCGUGUUAUAUUUCUGGAGGAUCCAGCAAGGAUGAUUCGUUCCCGUGCCUGAGACCUGUUUGCUCGGGCAGAUUUCAGCUGAAGAGACAUGUGUCUUUUGUGGACUGUCCUGGACACGAUAUUCUUAUGGCCACUAUGUUGAACGGCGCUGCUGUUAUGGACGCAGCAUUGCUUUUAAUUGCUGGGAAUGAAUCAUGCCCACAGCCGCAAACAUCGGAGCAUUUGGCUGCUAUUGAGAUCAUGAAGCUCAAACAUAUCGUCAUCCUGCAAAAUAAAAUUGAUUUGGUGAAGGAAGGACAGGCUAAAGAGCAGUACGAACAGAUUCUCAAGUUUGUUCAAGGUACCGUUGCUGAGGGAGCUCCAGUGAUCCCAAUCUCUGCACAACUGAAAUACAACAUUGAGGUCCUCUGCGAGUAUAUCACCACGAAAAUUCCAGUCCCCAUGAGGGACUUCACGUCUGAGCCGAGACUAAUUGUCAUUCGAUCUUUUGAUGUUAACAAGCCUGGUUGCGAAGUUGAUGAUCUGAAGGGAGGGGUUGCUGGUGGAAGUAUUUUAAAAGGUGUUCUUAAGGUCGGUAUGGAAAUAGAAGUACGACCAGGUCUUGUCUCGAAGGAUGGUGAAGGAAAGUUGACUUGUCGUCCAAUUUACUCUCGUGUCGUUUCUCUCUGCGCUGAGCAAAAUGAACUGCAGUUCGCUGUCCCUGGUGGUUUAAUCGGUGUGGGAACGAAGAUCGAACCGACACUAUGUAGGGCCGAUCGCCUCGUUGGACAAAUUCUCGGGGCUGUGGGAGCUCUCCCCAAGAUCUUCACUGAACUCGAGAUAUCGUAUUAUCUUCUAAAGCGGUUGUUGGGAGUCCGAACUGAAGGAGACAAGAAGGGAGCUAAGGUUCCAAAAUUAUCCAAGAACGAAGUUCUGCUAGUGAACAUUGGAUCGUUGAGUACCGGAGGUCGUGUGCUAGCCACAAAGGCCGAUUUGGCUAAAAUCAGUCUCACCAAUCCUGUCUGCACGGAGAUUGACGAGAAAAUUGCUCUCUCUCGACGUGUCGAGAAGCAUUGGCGUUUAAUUGGAUGGGGUCAGAUUCGCGGAGGUGAAACGAUCGAGCCCGUCAUUGAUUGCAAAUAGAUUUAAAUAAAUAAAUCAUUGUUUUUCAUUCUAUUUACAAAUAUUUUCCAUCCAAUUGUACUUGGAUUGAGCAAUACUUUGGCCGUUGAACGUAUCACGAAGAUUCUGUACAACUGAUUUAAUAAUAAAAUCAUACGCCUUUUCAAUAAAGACAAAUUGUGCGAAA